AUGAACACAUUCAAGGGAGCCUCAAAGAGCCCAGAGCUUUGGAGUCCAGCUCACCCACAAAGCACCUUCUUGACCAGUGCAGCACCACCAUUUGCACUCAGCCAGCAGGCAACAGACACAGCCCUGAAUGCCAUCCUUAUUGUGGUCAUCAUCAUGGUAUCUCUGGGGUGUACAACAGAGAUAGCCAAGAUCACAAUGCAUCUCAGGAAACCCAAAGGCAUAGCAAUUGCUGUAGUGUCUCAGUAUGGCAUAAUGCCCUUGACAGCAUUUACACUGGGCAAACUCUUCCAGCUGGCCCUACAGUCCCUGGCCAUCCUCAUCUGCAGCUGCUGCUCAGGGGGAAACCUCUCAAAUGUCUUCAAUCUGGCACUGAACAGUGACAUGAAUCUCAGGGAUGGGAUGGUUGUGCUUCUACUAUCACCCAUUGCAAUAAUCAUUCUGUCUGUGGCCAAUGUGGGAAGCAGUAUCAGGGCUGUCACGUCACCAUCUCCCCUCAGAUCUUCUGCAUUGAUACCUUUUGUUGGAUUCCUGCUGGGCUGUGCUCUCUCUGCACUCUUCAAGCUUAACAACCAAUGCAGGCAGACAGCGUGCAUGGCAGCUGGCUGCCAGAAUGUCCAGCUCUGCUCCACUAUCCUCACAGUGGCCUUUGCCAAUGAAAUAAUUGGCCCUCUGUACCUAUUCCCAUUGCUCUACUUGAUAUUCCAGCUUGGAGAGGGCCUCCUGCUCUUCAGGAUCCAUGACAGAGUGAGGAUCACGAAUAGCAAGUACUGCUAUGCCCCUGCAUUUCCAUGA
This is a messenger RNA of Gallus gallus (chicken), 792 nucleotides long. It is a transcript of the gene SLC10A1, whose product is annotated as solute carrier family 10 member 1. NCBI's taxonomy places the organism in Eukaryota, Metazoa, Chordata, Aves, Galliformes, Phasianidae. Gene Ontology annotation, biological process: bile acid and bile salt transport. Gene Ontology annotation, molecular function: bile acid:sodium symporter activity. Gene Ontology annotation, cellular component: membrane. The record is from RefSeq and is a predicted model, not a curated record.